Molecule: messenger RNA, 2187 nt
Organism: Helicoverpa zea (corn earworm)
Lineage: Eukaryota; Metazoa; Arthropoda; Insecta; Lepidoptera; Noctuidae
Exons: 2
Coding region: 217-2187 (656 amino acids)
Molecular function (GO): RNA-DNA hybrid ribonuclease activity; nucleic acid binding
Source: RefSeq, a predicted model, not a curated record
AAGGUCUCGGAACACUUAGCCAAAAAUAGAUUAGAAUGGUUUAUAGAAAGUAAGAAAAUAUUAAGCGAAAGUCAAUUUGGUUUUAGGCGUGGUAAAAGUACCCUAGAUAGUCUAAGUAUCUUUAUCACUGACAUUAGAUUAGCAUUUUCUUCCAAUCACUCCAUAGUUUCAGCUUUUCUGGAUAUCACUUCGGCUUACGAUAACGUUGUAAUUUCUAUGUUAAAAUAUAAACUUCUGCAGUUAAAUGUGCCUAUAAUGCUUGUAAAUUUCAUUUUAAAUAUAUUAUCUGAGAGGUAUAUAAAACUUACUCACGAGGAUUCUUGUGAAUCUAGAGUCGUGUGGAGAGGCCUCCCUCAAGGUUCAGUUCUUAGUCCUCUACUUUAUGACAUUUAUACUUACGAUCUUGAAUCUUCUCUAAAUAAUGAAGUGAAAGUGCUCCAAUAUGCUGAUGAUCUUCUGUUGUAUUGCCCAAAUAACUCUGUCACAACGGCCUGUGAUUCAUUGUCAUCGGGUCUCAAUCUUUUAAAGAAAUGGAUGGAUAACAAUGGUCUUGAGCUGUCUACCGCAAAAAGUACUGUUGUACUUUUUUCUAGGAUGCGUCUUCCUCCUCCUGUGUAUGUAUAUUAUGAUAAUGUUCCUAUUCCUGUUAAAUCAUCAGUCAAGUUUUUAGGUCUGAUAUUAGAUAGCAAACUUUCUGGACUUCCACACUGCGAAUAUAUAGCAGCGAGGUGUGAACAAAGAAUAAAUAUAUUAAGAUGUUUGUCUGGAGUUUGGUGGGGGGCCCAUCCAUUCUCACUAAAAUUAAUUUAUAAUGCAAUAGUUAGAAGUGUAUUAGACUAUGGUACAUUCUUACUAGAACCUGGUAAUUUAGCUGCUUUUAAAAGAUUGGACGCUAUUCAGUCAAAGGCUUUACGAAUUGUAACCGGAGCUAUGAAGUCAAGCCCAAUUAAUGCCUUACAGGUCGAAACGGUUGAUCCUCCUCUAUCCCUUCGACGUCAGUAUCUUUCUGACAAGUUUUUGUUCCGUGCCUUACAAUUUUCCAAUCACCCUUUACGCGCAAAACUUGAGUCUCUUUUAGAGGAAACCAACUCUUCUCACUAUUGGUCUCACAAAUCACCUCCCUGUCUUGUUGUUAGCUAUAAAAAGUACCUUGCUUUGCAAGCUCCAACUUAUAAAUCAAUAACAUUUCCUCUUUUUUGCAAUUCUUACGAAUCAUUAGUGUUUACUCCGAAUGUUAUUUUAAAUUUAGGCAUUAAUAAAAAUGAUAAUUGUAUAAAAGAGUUAUUCAAUUUUUCAAAGAGCAUACACUGGGACAAUUGGCAUCAUAUUUACACGGACGCAUCUAAACACUCUUCUUCUGGUAAUGUCGGAGUUGGCGUUUUUCACUCCCAAUAUAAUAUAGUUCAAAAAGUUAAGCUUCCUCCUGAGUCUUCAGUGUUUACUGGAGAAUGCUUUGGUCUCCUCAAGGCCUUAGAGUACGUCCGCUUAAUGAAAUUGGGUAAGACAGUAAUAUUUACUGACGCAUUAAGUGCUUUGCAAGCAAUUAAAAAAUAUCCUUUUAAAUCUAAACCAGUAUUUCCGAUUAUUUUAAUCAUUAGAAGCCUGUUAUAUCAAUGUAUUAAAUUAGGUUUUCAAGUUUCCUUAGUCUGGAUUCCGGGUCAUUGUAAUAUCACAGGAAAUGUGAAAGCUGAUCAUCUGGCUAGCGAAGCGGUAGAAUGUGGUGAUGUAUUUCCAUACAUAAAUUUUGCUCAUGACUUGGCUAGUCUACCAAAGAAUUUUCUUUGGGAUGACUGGAGUAAGUCAUGGGCAAAUAGCAGUAUCAAUAAAGGUAACUAUUACGCUCGUAUCCAAUCAUGCAUUCCAAAAAAACCGUGGUUCGCUAAAUUAAAUUUUAAUAAAGCUGCUACCAGUUGCCUAAUUCGUAUGAGAAUAGGUCAUAAUUGUUCCAAGCUUCACCUCGCCCGACUGCAGAUCGUUGAUAGUGCCCUUUGCGAAUGUGGUGAGAUUGGCGAUUUAAACCACAUUUUUUUUUCCUGUCCUCUUCUCGAUCACGAACCUUUUAUAUCAAGUCUUUUAUCCUAUAAGAUACCUUUUCCUACCUCUAUCCCUGUCUUGCUAGCAACUAAAGAUCCUAAUAUAUAUAUGUAUUUAGUAGCAUUUAUCUCUCUGAAUAAUAUACGUAUUUAA